This is a messenger RNA of Encephalitozoon intestinalis ATCC 50506, 885 nucleotides long. RefSeq lists its product as uncharacterized. The record is from RefSeq and is a predicted model, not a curated record. The transcript has a single exon. NCBI's taxonomy places the organism in Eukaryota, Fungi, Microsporidia, Unikaryonidae. Bases 1 to 885 code for a protein of 294 amino acids.
AUGGACAUCCACAUGCUAAGAAAGGAAAGAGAAAACUGCAUCAAUGAAAGAGAUCGGCUCAUUUCUGAAAUGGACUCUUUCAUCGUAGGGUCGAUGGGGGAAAUAAGAGAAGCAUUGACCAUUCCCGAAACUACUGUCUGGGAAAUCUCUCAGGAGGAUCUCUUGCUAUUUGUCUCCUGGAGGAUAUCCAAGCUGAUUUCUCUAACAAGAGAUAAAAAGAUAGAAAUUCUCAGCAAGCUCGUUUGGGAAAAGGUGAACUACAAAGACUUGGAGAACAUCCUAGUCGCCGAGUAUUGCUACAAAAAAGUGUUGGCAAACGACUUUUCGGAAAGUUCUGCCUGGGAUACCGAUGUUUACAUUGACAUAGGAAAUGGGGAUGUGGACAUAAAAAGCGAUUCUGUGGAAAGAAUAACAACUGGUUCGGAUGGGGUCUUUUACAGAUCACUGAAUGGUCUAUUUUCGAAGAGGUUCCAUGUGAGGGUUAGCAAGGAGCUAAUGAGGUCUUAUGCCCUGAAUAUAAAGGUGGAGAUGGGCCUGGAGAUCUUCAAAAGCCUCUAUGAGAAGGAUGAGGAAGACCUGAAAAGGCUGUCAUCAUACAAACACUACAAGGAGAAAGGGCUUCCCACACUCGUUAUGAGCGGUGAAAUGACAAGUAAUCUGAUGGAAGACAUAAGAGCAAGAGUUUCCCAGGAAGUUACUGGAAUAAUUGCUGCAGAAAUGCCAGACAGAAAAAAGGCGCUUCUCAUCACCUACCUCCUUGUGAUGUUUGGAGGAAUCGGGUCGGAUCUUGACUUAAGCUAUUUCAAUGGGAAGAAAGAAUUAUACAUGCUGGAAUGGACAAAAUCCAAAGAAAAUAUUUUUAUCAAAAUACAACUCGAGAGCUAA